UUCUGAACUAUAAUUUGUAAAUAUUAUAGAAUUAAGUGUUUAGUUCGUUUGAUGUGUAACAUUAUUAUGAAAAGAUUAGUCGUUAACCAGAUUCGAAGUGAGAAACAUGGAAUCGAGUAAUAUUUUCAACGGCGCUGUUAGUGUCAAACAAGAACCAUAUGACGAUCCCAUUAAUGAAAAUAAUUAUAAUAUUAUUGACGAGACAUCCUGCGUUAAUAAUGUUCGAUUCUUCAGAGAAUAUUCAACGCUGCGAUGUAACGAAAAUCAGGAAAGUGAGCUCGAUGAUAUAAAAAUUGAGUUUGAGUGUAAAUACUCGAAGCCUGAUAAGAAAUCAUUAGUAUUUAAGAAAAUGGACUAUUAUCCUGCAAAUGAUUUGCAGAAUACAAACUAUAGCGACGAUUGUAAAAAUACAAACACGAUUAAAAUAGAAACUGCGAGUAUAGUGAAAAAAGAAUUGGAUUUGAAUUCCAAUAAUGAACUCCACCAUACAUUUGAUACACGCGAGAAAACAUUCACUCGAAAAAGUUAUGUAAAUCGGUACGUCAAAUCCUCAAAUCAUGGUAUUGCAUAUGAGUGCGAUAUCUGCGGAAAAAAAUACACGAAAAAGAGUAAUCUCAAUAGACACAUUAAUAAUAUGCAUAAUGGUAUCGAAUAUCCAUGUAGUAGAUGUGAAAAGAAGUUUUCACAUAAGAGUAAUCUCAAACGGCACAUCGAUGAGAUACAUAAUGGUAUCACAUAUCCCUGCAGUAGAUGCGAAAAGAAGUUUUCAAAUGAGAGUAAUCUCAAUAGGCACAUUAAUCAUAUGCAUAAUGGUAUCACAUAUUCUAGAAGAUGCGAAAAGAAGUUUUCACGUAAGAGCAAUCUCAAUAAGCACACUAAUGAAAUUCAUAAUGGUAUUACAUAUCCCUGUAGUAGAUGCGAAAAGAAAUUUUCAAAUAAGAGCAAUCUUAAUACUCACACCAAUGAGAUUCAUAAUAAAAUCAGCCAUGCAUGUGAUAAAUGUGAAAAGUCAUUUACUAAAAAAAGUAAUCUCAAUAGGCACAUUAGAUCGUCUCACGUUAGUAUUACCUAAGCACAUGGUGCAUCGGCAAGUAAGGCACUAAACAAAAAAUUAUCUUAAAACCCAUAUCGAUUCUGUACCUGGUUCACUCAUCACGACCUAAUAAUAAUGAAAAUAUAAAAUGUAUGUUCAAUUUUGAAAACCGCGAUGUAAAAUCGAAUGUAUUUGUGCAGAAGAUUAAUCUAAAAAUUCUGAUUUUUAAUAUUACAUAUUCCUCUAAUGGUUUUUUUAUCUGAUUAUGUCAAAAACCCGUUCAAGUUAUAAAAUGACCAAUAAAUUAUUGUAU
This is a messenger RNA of Trichogramma pretiosum, 1346 nucleotides long. RefSeq names its product zinc finger protein 271-like. The transcript is spliced from 3 exons. Gene Ontology annotation, cellular component: nucleus. The coding region runs from base 107 to 1072 and encodes 321 amino acids. Gene Ontology annotation, molecular function: DNA-binding transcription factor activity, RNA polymerase II-specific; RNA polymerase II transcription regulatory region sequence-specific DNA binding. NCBI's taxonomy places the organism in Eukaryota, Metazoa, Arthropoda, Insecta, Hymenoptera, Trichogrammatidae. Gene Ontology annotation, biological process: regulation of transcription by RNA polymerase II. The record is from RefSeq and is a predicted model, not a curated record.